AUGUGGGUGGACCUGUUCCCCAAGUCCCUGGGACCCCCCGGACCCCCGUUCAACGUCACGCCACGCAAGGCCAAGAAGUUCUUCCUGCGUUGCGUCAUCUGGAACACCAUGGACGUCAUCCUGGAUGAUGUCAGCAUCAGUGGCGAGAGGAUGAGCGACAUCUACGUGAAAGGGUGGCUGGACGGUCACGAACACAUCAAGCAGAAGACGGACGUCCACUACCGCUCUCUGGGCGGAGAGGGAAACUUCAACUACAGAUUCCUGUUUCCCUUCAACUAUUUACCAGCGGAGCAGCUGUGUGUCGUCGACAGGAAG
Molecule: messenger RNA, 315 nt
Organism: Paralichthys olivaceus (Japanese flounder)
Lineage: Eukaryota; Metazoa; Chordata; Actinopteri; Pleuronectiformes; Paralichthyidae
Source: RefSeq, a predicted model, not a curated record